AUGUCUCUCUGUGAUUAUGAAUCCUUCCCUACAGCACAGAACCGGAUAGCUUUGCGGGGACCGGACAGCCCAUGCGAGGGCCGCUUGGAGGUGUACAAUGAUGGCGAGUGGGGCUUGGUGUGCUAUCAUGGUUGGAACAGUGAAAAUGGUCAAGAUCAUAAAAAUGGUGAGGUAGUGUGCAAAUCUCUGGGCUGUGGACAACAUGUUGAAUCUGGCCAUAACAAAGACAGUUACAAGAACCAUCAACUACCCACUAAAUAUUGGAUGGAUGAGGUAAAAUGCAGCGGAACAGAGAACAACCUGUGGGACUGUAAGAAACCCAGGGACACCCACUGUGAAGCGGACAACUACGUAACAGUGAAGUGCUCAGAGUCUGUGAAGCUGAGUUUGAACAUGAAUGGAAACAUGGAUGAGUGCGCCGGGGUCGUCCAGUUCAAAACAACACAGGGCCACGUUAGCGUGUGCAACAAUGGAUGGAAUAAAGACAAAGCUGAUAUGGUGUGUAAAGAGCUUAAUUGUGGAAAACAUCACACGAUCCCCCAGUCUGGAACCUUCCAAAGAUAUGGAGAACAAAUCUCAUACAGCGUAACUCUCCACUGCACUGGCAAAGAAACUUUCUCCUGGCAGUGUGUAGACUGGGUCCAAGCAAAAUCAAGCAAGUGCAACCAAGAGGCCAGCGUCAUCUGCUCAAAUUACAAAAGCAUGCGACUGACAGGUGAUGAUGGAGAUGUUUGUAAUGGGACACUGCAGCAGAAGAACAGCACUGGGAAUAGCAAUUGGGUUCCUGUACCAUAUGGAAAUGGAAGCUACAUUAAAGCUAAAGCUGAUGACAUAUGCUCCAAGCUGAACUGUGGUAAAUCCAGCAGCGUGACACAACGCAAGGGAUCUGAGAUUUGCCUCACAUGUACAGACCGUGUUAAAGUGGAGCUGGAGUACAGUUGUUAUGGGAAUAUCUAUGUGAGACUGAAUGACACCAUCCAUACUGUGUGCUCUGAUGGAAUGACUGAGGAGGCGCAGAGGAGGAUGGGGAAGGUGGUGUGCCAGCAGCUGAACUGUGGGAAACUGCUCACCAUCUCUCAGGGUUAUAAAGUGCAGAAUGGGCUGCUGAGGCAGGUGGACUGCAGUGGACAGGAGGACACGCUGUGGGAGUGUCUAGCCAGAUAUGGGCCUGGUCCCUGCCAGAGCACUGCCAGAGUCUCAUGUGCAGCGUUUACGAACGUGACUCUGGAGGACGGUUUGGGCAAAUGCUCAGGACGACUACAGGUGAAGUUUGAGGGCUUGGACUGGAACGUGAAUGCUACGGAAUGGACGAAGAAAAACUCAGACGUGGUGUGUGAACAGCUCAAGUGUGGAAAGUCGCAUGAAACUCAAGAAAAUCUUUUUGUCGGAAGCAAUCACAAUCAACUAGAGUGGAAUCUGAACUGCAGUGAUGGCGUCUCCAAACUGUCGCAGUGCACCUGGACUCAGAGGAAGGAUUCUAGAAAAAAAAUGAACGUCAACAUCAUCUGUGAAAAAGAGAAGCUCUGGUUCCUCCAAGGUGACUCGUCGUGUGAUGGGAAAGUGAAAGUGGAAUCUGCUGGAAAAAUUCUGCCUAUACAAGCGAAUGAAAUGCCCACAGAUGUCUGCCAGUGGCUGCACUGCGGGACUGUUAUCUGCUCUGCUACAACAGCAUCACAUGCCAGCUGCUCCAGAGAGAAUGCAACCACACAGAACACCACUGACCAUGUGAAGUGCUCAGGUUCUGUGGAGGUGAUGUUGGAGAACAAGGAGAAAGAGAAGGGCUGGGGGAAGGUGAAGGUGUGCAUGAAUGGCAUGUGUAGAGGAGUUUGCAAUGACACCUGGACAAAAAAGCUCUCCGACAUGCUGUGUGAAAACCAAGGCAGCGGGAAAGCCCUCAGCAAGGAGUACCGCGGUAGCACUGAGCCAGGACAGACCAUUGGCAGUGUCCACUGCUCUCAGGAGACACGUAAUCUCAGCCAUUGCUACUUUGCGCUCAUGAGUGCACAGUCCGCCUGCAAAACUCCAGUCCAUGUUUCCUGCACAGGAAGUGUGAAAGUCAAGCUUAAUGACCUCAGAGAUAAAUGUGCUGGACGACUUGAGCUGUUUUACCUUGGAAAGUGGCACCCAGUGUGUGCGGAUGGUGUCAGUCAGGAAACUCAGAACACCUUCUGCAGCAGGUUGGGCUGUGGAAAAGUCGUCAACUUCAGCAAAUAUGGAGCCUCUAAAGCUGAGGGACUCUCAGGCAUCACCUGUGCAAAUAACCUUUCCACAUGUGAUUUCAGUAAAACUAAGAUCCAGGUGUGUUUUACUGGCCAUCUCAACUGUUCAGGCUGGACAAGGCUGUUCCUUACUCACCCUCACAGUGCAUGUGUGGGUAAGGUCUAUGCCCAGGACCAUAAUGGCCUGCUUAAAGUAAGUGGAGAAAACUGGGGGCCAGAAAAAGGAUAUGAGCUGUGUAAGUAUCUGAACUGUGGGAAUUUGAGAAAUUACAGUGAAAAGGAUGAGAACCAUAACAGAACCUACAACUGCGGGGCACAGAACGACAUCUUGGACUGUAGCGUUAACAAUAAACAUGCACAGUUCAAGCAUCUCAGCAUCAAAUGUGAUGGAAAUCCUGUAGUAAAUCUUCUGGGGAACUGUACGGGAGAGGUGAGGAUCAACCAAAAGGAACGUAUGUGUGGGGUUUCGCAGAACACAGGUCGUGUCCUCAAUGAGUUGUGUCAUCACCUGAACUGCAAACAUCUCAUCACCUCCUGGUUCCCUAAAUCCAAGGGAAAGGCGCAAUACUUCAGCUGCACGGGCCACGAGAACAGACUGUGGCAGUGCAGCUCCUGGACAGACAACUGUGACAGAGUCAUCUCAGUGGCCUGUGCAAACAGCGUUGAAUUCAACUUCACUGGGAAAUGUGGAGGUGAGCUUCAAGUGCGCUACCGUGGAAACUGGGAACCACUGUGUCUCAACAGCAUUGAAGACGCUCAUAUGAUAUGCAGAAACCAGAAUUGUGGAAAAGCCUCCAGCUAUAAGAAUUUACAUUCAAGUGAAGGAGUACAGACGUCAUUUAAAUGUGAAAAGGGAGAGACUGAUCCAAAGUCCUGCGUCAAAUAUGAAUCCUGCCAGGAAGGAAAAGCCCUAAUCUACUGUGAAAAAUAUGUCCCUGUGGUGAAAGUUGUUCCACCAAACACUGGCCUUAUUGUGGGUCUCGUGGUUGGUCUCCUGUUCAUGCUGGUGGCCAUAGCCAUCAUGAUCUGGCAGAGAAAACGCUUCCUCACCAUCUUAAGAUUAAAGUCUUCUGGUGGAGAAAAGGACGCAGAGCUCAAUAAUAAGGAAAUGCAGGAUUUAAAUAAAAAAAACAGAGAUAUGCAUGACAGAAAGUCGUCUGUGUUUGAAAUGGAUGACUAUGAGGAUGUUGAUCCCAUCAUGAAUCCAAUGGAGGACGAACCCAAAAGCCAAAAGCUGCAGCACGCUGAAGAUGAAGAUGAUGAAGAGAGUCGAAGUGGAGGCUCCUCUAGGACUCAAUAUGAUGAUGUUGAGGAAAGUAGUGACAGACAGCAAGAGCCUGAGAACAGCAGCCCUGCUGAGCCACUCCUUCCCCCCAGACCUGCUAACUUACUUGAUGAUGUAAGUUAUGAGGUUGAGCUGGAGGUACUGGAUGACUAUGACGAUGCAACACCUGCCCAGGCCGCGGUCAGUGAGUCAGGAGAAAGUCCUGGCUCAGAGGCCAGCGAAGCAGCAGAUAUGUUGGUAGGACCUGAUGGUUAAACCGAGCCAGAGAGACACGAGUGAAUAAAGUGAAUUUCAGGCUGUUAGAGAAGUGUGACUUUAGAUACAAAAAUGAUGUGCUGCCUUACAUGGUUGAUUCAUGUAGUGCAGUUGAUUUUGUUCUUGUUUUCUGUUAUUUUCUUUUUAGAUAGAUAGAUAAACUUAAGCAAACUGUAAUUUCCUGUUAUUUUCUCAUAGAUAGAUAGAUAUUUUAAGCAAACUGUUUUUUAUUUAUCGUCAGCUUUUUUGUGUUUUGUGCCUUCAGAUUUGCCGAAUAACUUUCAUUUUGGUGCAUUACUAAUAGAUUUGCUUUAUUCAUGUGUAUUAUACAUGGUUUGUUGAUUUUCUGAGUGAUAAGUGAAAUGUGGCAUGUAAAAAGUUAUGACUUUUUAUAUUGCAUGUUUUAUUAGUUUUUAUAUUAAAUU
Molecule: messenger RNA, 4184 nt
Organism: Pygocentrus nattereri (red-bellied piranha)
Lineage: Eukaryota; Metazoa; Chordata; Actinopteri; Characiformes; Serrasalmidae
Product: scavenger receptor cysteine-rich type 1 protein M160
Exons: 17
Coding region: 1-3759 (1252 amino acids)
Cellular component (GO): membrane
Source: RefSeq, a predicted model, not a curated record